AUGGCGGACGAUAACAAGGGCGAAGAUCUCCUCAUCCCAGAUGAUAAAAGGCGGUUUUCUACGCACGAAGUGACCAAAAGUGUCCGAAUCAAGAAAAUCACUCAAUCUUCCACUCUUCCUGGAUACGACUACACAAAGGGUGAUGAGUCGGAUUAUUGGCAGACAUUCGAAGUUGGAAACGAAUGGAUGAGACUAGACUUUGAAGAAUCCUACCGCAUCGACUCGAUAAAGGUGAGAGGCACGGGCGCUCCGGAAGGACAGAGCUUCGUCCGCAGCUUUCACUUCGAGUACAUCACCGAAGGAGGCAAGAUCCUGCCUUACAUGGACGGCAAGACUUUCCAAGCGAACACUUCCUCCGAUCAAAUCAUUCCCAUCGACCUCGGAGACAUCUACUGCAAAGGACUCAUUAUUUACCCAGAAUCCACCGCGAACAACAUAAUCGCGAUGAAAGUUUGGGUCACCUUCAACAAAGGCGACGUCGCAUGA
Oikopleura dioica is the source of this 486-nucleotide messenger RNA. The record is from the annotation of a GenBank genome assembly. Lineage: Eukaryota; Metazoa; Chordata; Appendicularia; Copelata; Oikopleuridae.